CGGCCGCCGCGGGUCGCACCAGCGUGUCGUCAGCUUCCUUCCCACUGACUGCAGGCGCCACCAUCACCACCACCACCAGCAUCCCAGGAAACAACUCAUCGGUACCUGCCUAACCACCGCUUCCGUUCCGCCUGCUCCGCCCACCGCCAUCCCAAUCCCAUCCCGCCUCGUAGAUCGCCAUCUGACCAUAGUCCUUAUACCCUCCACCCCUUGCGGUAGAUUACACGUGGGGCCGGGGUUUUACUGCGCAAUGGCGCCGCCUGCAGACGUGAUGCCUGCCAAGCCACUCAUCAAUCUCCUCCGCGGCUGGCCCAGCGCCACGCUGCUGCCCGUUGCCCUCCUUCGCCGCGCUGCCGAACGUGCCUUUGACACUCCCGAACUGGCCUGCCCGGGCCUGUCCUAUGGCCCCGACGCCGGCCACCCCAAUCUCCGCAAAUCCAUCGCAUCAUGGCUAUCCGAUUUCUACGGGACCCGGCAGCCGAUUCAUAUGGACAGAAUCACCAUAACGGGCGGAGCUUCGCAGAACCUGGCCUGCUUACUGCAGGUCUUUACCGACCCCCUUUUCACCCGGAACAUUUGGAUCUCUUCUCCGGCCUACAUGCUGGCCUUUCGGAUCUUCGAUGACUCCGGCUUCCAUGGAAAGCUCCGGUCCGUGCCCGAGACCGCCGCAGGCAUCGACGUGGACUUUUUGCGCCGCGAAAUUUCCAAAAGCGAACAGACUGCGGCUGCCGAAGCCAACUUAAAGCCGACAAUCAAGCCCCAACGGCCAUGGGCCAAAGUGUACCGUCAUGUCAUCUACGUUGUACCUUCCUUUUCAAACCCCUCGUCAGUGACGAUGCCGCUGGAUCAGCGCACCGAAUUAGUUAAACUUGCCAGGGAACACGACGCUUUGAUCAUCUGUGACGACGUCUACGACUUUCUGCAGUGGCCCGCCUCAGCGGACGCUCAGCAAUCGAGCCUGCGCAAAGCCACUUGCCCGCGCCUCGUCGACGUUGACCGCUAUUUAGACGGCGGCGCCGAAAGGAAGGGCGCAGAUGGCUUUGGCAACGUGGUGAGUAAUGGUAGCUUUAGUAAAAUAAGCGGUCCGGGAAUCCGCACGGGCUGGGUCGAAGGCACGCCGCAGCUCGCACACGGCGUCUCACAGACCGGGUCGACGAGGAGCGGGGGCGCGCCAUCGCAGCUUACGGCGACGUACAUGUCGCUGCUUCUGGAGUCUGGGGAACUUCAAGAGCAUAUAUAUGGCACGCUACAGCCUGCGUAUGCUGCGCGUCAUCGCACCAUGGUGGCGGCCAUCACGAAGCACCUCGUCCCACUUGGGGUCCGGAUGCCACUGGCCGAGCGACAGGUGGACGGAGGAUUCUUUGUGUGGUUGACGCUGCCGGAUCCGCUGAGGGCUGCAUCAGUCGCACGGAGGGCCCAGGAAGAGGAGAAUUUGGUAGUGGCGGAGGGUGAGAUGUUCGAGGUGCCCGGUGACUCGGCAGCGAUCAGGCACGCGUGUGACGUGCGGCUGUGCUUCAGUUGGGAGGGCGAGGAACAGCUGGUCGAGGGCGUGGAGCGGCUGGGGAGGGUCAUCGGGCGAGAACAACAGCAGGGAAGGGGCCAGGCCGUGGCCGAGGCGGUGACGGGCGCGAACAGCUACUGGUGAAAAAAGAGACAAAAAGGACGAAAAGAGGUAGGUAGUUUUCUAGAUUUUCUAGAUUUUUAUAAAGGCCAUCCCAGUCGGGCUGCCAUGUGCGGCGGCGAACGAGGA
Molecule: messenger RNA, 1750 nt
Organism: Aplosporella prunicola CBS 121167
Lineage: Eukaryota; Fungi; Ascomycota; Dothideomycetes; Botryosphaeriales; Aplosporellaceae
Exons: 2
Coding region: 272-1645 (457 amino acids)
Biological process (GO): biosynthetic process
Molecular function (GO): pyridoxal phosphate binding; L-2-aminoadipate:2-oxoglutarate transaminase activity
Source: RefSeq, a predicted model, not a curated record